AUGCUAGCAACAGCCACGACAGCAAUAAAUAUUUCAAUUCAUAUAGCUAUAGGGACCUCUCCUUUAAUUUUUAGAUACGAAAGGUUACCAAAUUUGGAGAUAGGUCGGAAGCUGGGCAUAAAUAACAAGGAGUUUGGAAAGGAACAAUUAAUGCAAGAGAGAAAUAAAAAUUUUAAACAGUACAAGAAGCAUAUAGAAGGGGGGAAGAUUACAGCACCUAAUCGAUUUCAGAUACAUUAA
Messenger RNA from Vairimorpha ceranae, 240 nucleotides. Its product is annotated as pol polyprotein. The record is from RefSeq and is a predicted model, not a curated record. The transcript has a single exon. The coding region runs from base 1 to 240 and encodes 79 amino acids. Lineage: Eukaryota; Fungi; Microsporidia; Nosematidae.